UGUGAGCGCCGCCUCUCAGCCGGACCACGCCGCGCGCAGCGAGAGAGAACCGGUGAACUGCGAGCAGCCGUCUCUGAUAACGACACGCUGAAAGAUGGCGGACGACCCGAGUGCGGCGGACAGGAACGUGGAAAUCUGGAAGAUCAAGAAGCUGAUCAAAAGUCUUGAAGCUGCCAGAGGGAAUGGUACCAGUAUGAUCUCCCUAAUCAUCCCUCCAAAGGACCAGAUCUCCCGUGUGGCUAAGAUGCUGGCUGAUGAAUUUGGCACAGCCUCUAAUAUUAAGAGCAGAGUGAACAGACUCUCAGUGCUGGGUGCCAUCACUUCCGUACAGCAGAGACUCAAACUCUACAAUAAGGUGCCUCCCAAUGGUCUGGUUGUGUACUGUGGCACCAUUGUAACGGAGGAGGGCAAAGAGAAGAAAGUCAACAUUGACUUUGAACCCUUUAAACCAAUCAACACAUCCCUGUAUUUAUGUGACAACAAGUUCCACACAGAGGCUCUCACUGCAUUGCUCUCGGAUGACAGCAAGUUUGGGUUCAUUGUGAUUGAUGGUAGUGGCGCCCUCUUCGGAACUCUGCAGGGCAACACGAGAGAGGUGCUGCACAAGUUCACUGUGGACUUGCCCAAAAAGCACGGCAGAGGAGGUCAGUCUGCUUUGCGUUUCGCCCGUUUGAGAAUGGAGAAGAGACACAACUAUGUGAGAAAGGUGGCAGAGACGGCCGUCCAGCUGUUUGUUUCCAACGACAAGGUCAACGUGGCUGGGAUGGUUCUUGCUGGAUCAGCUGACUUCAAGACUGAGCUUAGUCAGUCAGACAUGUUUGACCCGAGGUUACAAGCGAAGGUGCUGAAACUCGUUGACAUUUCUUAUGGAGGGGAGAAUGGGUUUAAUCAGGCCAUCGAACUGUCUGCCGAGGUGCUGUCCAACGUCAAAUUCAUCCAAGAGAAGAAACUAAUAGGACGCUACUUUGAUGAGAUCAGUCAGGACACAGGAAAGUACUGUUUUGGAGUGGAAGACACACUCAAAGCGCUGGAGAUGGGAGCUGUGGAGAUCCUCAUCGUUUAUGAGAACCUGGACACUAUGCGAUAUGUUUUGCGCUGCCAUGGAACUGAGGGCACUACGCUGGAAAAUGAUGAGAAGACUCUGUAUCUGACACCAGAGCAGGAGAAGGAUAAAUCUCACUUCACAGACAAGGAGACAGGGCAAGAGCAUGAACUCUUAGAGAGCAUGCCACUGCUCGAGUGGUUUGCCAACAACUACAAGAAAUUUGGGGCCACGCUGGAGAUUGUGACAGACAAGAGCCAGGAGGGGUCGCAGUUUGUGAAAGGAUUUGGCGGUAUUGGAGGAAUCUUGCGGUACCGGGUGGAUUUUCAGGGCAUGGAGUACGUGGGGGAGGAUGAUGAGUUAUUUGAUUUAGAUGACUACUAGGUAGUCGGGACUGACAAACCGGAGAUUUUUCAAAAGUCAAGGAUCUCUCCCUCUACCGCUCGGAGAAUGGAUGGGGAGGAGGGUGAAGGCAGGGAGGGUGAAUCGAUGACGAGGAGAUUACGACGCGAGGGUGAAGCGAAAUGGUAUCUACAUGUAUGUAUCCCUGGCAUUAGAAAACAGUGACUCCAUCUCCUGACUGGAUGAAGCUGACUGGGUUUUGCUCCUUUCUACACCUCAUUAAUGCAUCACAACAACAGUACCAACUUGAUGAACCCCUCUUCCUGCCCUGCCUUGGCUCUCCAGAUGAAAUGUAUACUGAUAAGCUUUUGUAAAACCCUAUCCCCAGUUUUCUUUGUUAGGGCUGCACAAUAUCUCAAACAAUAUCAGAAAAUCUGACCAAAAAAAAUUCUGUCACCUUUGUGUCAGUAUUGCAAAGGCCAAACCAUGAUAAACAAUAUAUUGUGCAGCCCUUUUUUUUUUUUUUUUUUUUUUUUUUUUUAAACUUUCUUCUUUAUAAUUUUGCUGGCCUCUGCUGCUACUGCUGUGCUGUUUUGAGUGUAUGGUAUUUAGGAAAGGUUUCCUAGAGAGGGGAUUGAGUCUAGUCCUGGACAACAAUGCAUUUUGAAUGGAGAGUCUCUAUUGAAAAGCUACAGUAGUCCAGGACUGUACUUAAAUCAACACACUUUUUUUUUUUUUUUUUUGGUCAUAAGUAAAGUAUGCGACAAAAAGGAAUGACUUCAAUCUGUUCUGUGUUCACAGCAACCUUAUGCUCUUUUGUCCAUACUAGCACUUCUGUUCUUCUGUGUUUUUUUUUUUUUUUUUUCCCUCCUUUGUUUUUUGGUGGGCCUUGUUUCUGCUGGAUAUCAGUAUAGUGGUGAUUCGUUCCAGGCCAGCUAAAUUCUACCUGCCCUGCUCCUCCUGUCCCAGUGUGCACAUGACCUGACCGUGCACCUGAAGAUGUCUUCCCCACAGAAGGACCAUCUCUGAGCUGGAUCUCCUUUCCAGUUCUGCUGCAUUUAUGUAAAGAAGGCAGGUUUGCAUACGCCACUUAUAUGCUUUACCACCCCAGAACAAAAAAUGCCCACCCCAUCCUCAUACGAGCCAUGUUUGCGUGCCUGAACUGUGUGAUGUGUGUGGAAAAAAAUAACUGAUGGCAUAGUUCACCAGAGUCUGGACCUUUUUAUUGUAUGCCUUGUGGUAUUUUAAUGAUUUGGACUUUUAAGCUUUGGAGCUUAUAGCUCUUCUUGACUGAACAGGCCAAUUGAAAAGCAGAUAGGAUUCUAAUCAUGGUGGAGGGGCUCUCCGCUUAACUGGACUAUUACAGCAUGGAUGUGCGACUCUUAUUUAGGGUUUACGUCCAUCCUUUAUGUCUGUAACCACCCCCCUUAUGUUAGUUAACUAGAAUUCAAGCCCUCCACUUUGCCAAGUCAUUUAGUAGCAAUAUUCAGAUUAGGUUUGGGGGGUAAAGAUGAGAACAUACUGGACAUGAUCAGUAAUUGUGGCACGGUCUCAUUUAUUUUUAUUGUUUUUUUUUUUAUUUGUCAGAUUUACUAGGCAGCAGGCAAACCCAAUGAUGUAGUCUAAUAGGAGAGAAGUAAUCACAACAAAGAGGCUCCCUAUUUUAACAGAUAUUUUCUGUAUUCAUCUCCUUGCUCAAUCCAUCAAUAUUUUGUAUAAAUCAUUUGUUACAUAAGGUCACAGAUGUAUUAAACGUUCUCAUUGUUUGCAAA
Messenger RNA from Astyanax mexicanus (Mexican tetra), 3156 nucleotides. It is a transcript of the gene etf1b, whose product is annotated as eukaryotic translation termination factor 1b. Gene Ontology annotation, cellular component: cytosol; translation release factor complex. NCBI's taxonomy places the organism in Eukaryota, Metazoa, Chordata, Actinopteri, Characiformes, Acestrorhamphidae. The coding region runs from base 95 to 1426 and encodes 443 amino acids. The transcript is spliced from 11 exons. The record is from RefSeq and is a predicted model, not a curated record. Gene Ontology annotation, molecular function: translation release factor activity, codon specific; sequence-specific mRNA binding. Gene Ontology annotation, biological process: cytoplasmic translational termination.